GCCGCUUGACAGCGCGCAGAGAGGCGGGGGAUUGCGAACACACUCCGACUAACUGGAGCUCUGCUGCGGGAAUGUGUUGGAGCAGCCGACGCUGAAAUAGGUGGGAAAAGUUGCUCCUAACUACCUCUUCGGUCGACGCAGAACGCAGAGAGACGCCGCUGGAGUUUUAAAAGCCAAUAGUUCCUCACCCCCCUCCCCUCCCCCAGUCGGACAUGAGGAGCCCCCCCAGGCCUGGGUCGCUGAGCAGCUGAGGUCAGAUUUCAAGUGUUCCAGCAGUCAUGGCUGACAGGGAGGGGCUGCCCAUGGCCCCGGGCCAGAUCUUCAUCGAGGUGGAGUACGACUACGAGUAUAAGGCCAAGGACAAGACGGUGGUCAUCCGCCAGGGGGAGUGCUACGUGCUGGUGAAGAAGACCAACGAGGACUGGUGGCAGGUCAGGAAGGAGGAGGGCACAAAGGCCUUUUACGUGCCGGCGCAGUACGUCAGGGAGGUGCGCCGGGCGCUCAUGCCCCCGCAGAAGCCCACCUUGAGGGCCAAGCCCACCGUUUUGGAUAUCUGCCGGGCAUCCAACGAAAACCUCAACAGACCCCAGCCUGAAAUGUCCAGCUUUGGGCGGCCGUCGCCGUCCUCCACCCCGUCGCCGUCCUCUGAUCGCGUCACGCCGCCGGUUCAGUCCAAGGAUGCCAACCAGAACCUGGGCAGUCCCCAUCACUGCAAGGUGGUAGCCGAGCUGGUACUUCUUCACAACAACAACAACCACCACCACGCCAACAAUUCCACGUUGCCAAGGACACGGGCCGACUCGCCUCCGCUCAAAGUCGGGGACAACCACAACAAAAGUCCAGACGGCGACAAGGCGCCCCCACCCAGCGACCUGCCGGGAGACCGGCUGAACAAGCUCCACAACGACUCGGAGUCUGGGGACGAGCUGAGCAGCAGCUCAACGGAGCACAUGCAGACAACAUCACCUACAGGUCCGGGCCGGUCCGACUCGCCCGUCUACACCAACCUGCAGGAGCUGAAGAUCUCUCAGUCCAGCUUGCCGCCCGUCCCCUCCACCUCCCCUCUCCACAUCUUGGGCGACUGGGAGACCCACAAAGACCUGAGUGGCAGGCAUUUCUACUACAACCGCGCCAGCGGAGAGCGGACCUGGAAGCCCCCGCGCACCAGGGACGCCAGCGGCAGCACCAGCAGUAUCCGAGGAGACAGCCAGGGCACAGCGGAGAGUGAGCCGCUGUCCUCUGAGGAAAACUGUCCCAGCACCAACUCGAGUCAGUCAGACAGCCAGUACGGGUCCUCCCCAAGAGGCUGGUCUGAGGAGCUGGAUGAACAUGGACACACUCUCUACGUCUCGGAAUACACACAGGAGAAGUGGAUAAAACAUGUGGAUGAACAAGGUCGGCCCUACUACUACAGCGCCGAUGGAUCCAGGUCAGAAUGGGAACUGCCCAAGUACAACAUGUCCCCUCAGUCCGGCGAGGUUCCCAAGAGUCGCAGUCUGGAGAGGAAGCAGCAGGAUCCCAUCGUCCUCACCAAGUGGAGACACAGCACCUACGUCUUAGACCUCAACGACAAGGAGUGUGCUCCGGUGCCCAAGCAGAGCUCUCCAGACUCUGACUCCUGCCCCUCAUCUCCUAAGCACCCCUCGACCCCCUCGGAGAAGUGUGGAGUCCUCAAUGUCACCAAAAUCACAGAGAAUGGAAAGAAAGUCAGGAAGAACUGGACCUCCUCGUGGACAGUGCUGCAGGGUUCCUCCCUGCUCUUCGCAAAGGGUCAGGGGGCCAGCACCAGCUGGUUUGGGAGCAACCAGUCGAAGCCCGAGUUCACUGUUGAUCUGCGAGGGGGGGCGGUGGAUUGGGCAUCCAAGGACAAGUCCAGCAAGAAACACGUCAUCGAGCUGAAGACUCGUCAAGGGACAGAGCUGCUGAUCCAGUCAGAGAUCGACAGCGUCAUCAACGACUGGUACCGGGCCCUCACAGAGACCAUCAGCACACAUGCCUGGGAGUCAGACGAGGCCAUUGAGGAGGACAUGCCCGAGUCUCCAGGAGCUGAGAAACAGGACAAGGAGAAAGACCACCGGGACUCCAAGAAGAACAGAGUGAUGAAGACGUCUGUGAGUAUGGACUCAUCAGACCAGAAGAAAACCAGGUUGAAGCUCAAGAAGUUCCUGACCCGUCGACCCACCUAUCAGGCUGUCCGAGACAAGGGAUACAUCAAAGAUCAGGUGUUUGGCUGCAGCCUGAGCAGUCUGUGCCAGCGGGAGAACACAUCAGUACCCAACUUUGUCACCAUGUGCAUCGACCAUGUGGAGAACACAGGUCUCAGUAUUGACGGCUUAUACAGAGUGAGCGGGAACCUGGCAGUGAUCCAGAAGCUCCGCUUUGCUGUAAAUCAUGAUGAGAAGGUGGAUCUGAACGACAGUAAGUGGGAGGACAUCCAUGUCACCACGGGAGCUCUCAAGAUGUUCUUCAGGGAGCUUCCCGAGCCUCUCUUCACAUACGGGUCCUUUGACGACUUUGUUGACGCCAUCAAAUGCUCUGACUACAAGCAGCGAGUGAAUUCAAUCAAAGACUUGAUAAAGAAGUUGCCAAAACCCAACCACGACACAAUGCAAGGCCUCUUUAAACACCUGCGGAGGGUGAUUGACCACGGGGAGGCCAACCGCAUGACCACCCAGAGCGUGGCCAUCGUGUUUGGACCCACGCUGCUCCGGCCCGAGACUGAGACGGGCAACAUCGCGGUCCACAUGGUCUACCAGAACCAGAUAGUGGAGCUCAUACUGCUCGAGUAUGAAAGCAUCUUCGGCAGGUAGAAGGCACCCACUCAAAAUAGGGAUGCUGGGCUUUUUCAAAACACAGACUUCUCUCUCUCUCUCUCUCUCUCUCUCUCUCUCUCUCUCUCUCUCUCUCUCUCUCUCUCUCUCUCUCUCUCUCUUUUAUUUCUUUCUCUCUUUUCUUUGACUGAACUGAACAUUGCUGUGGACCAAGCAGUCGUGGGAGAAAAAUCUAAUUUAACCUUUAUUGACAGGACAGUUUAUGGAAGUGUUGCACUUAUAGGUUUGGAGAUAAAAAAAACAAAAGAAAAAAAGAAAAGGUGUACAGAUUUCACCCGCUUUUUCAGUUGCCAUUCCUGCUGCGAGUAGCAGGCCGGACAAUGGACAGCGUUUGAGAGUGAUGACGUGUGGACGUCCGUGUGAUUUGGUGGAUUCAAGCAUUCAGGUGUGUUCACAUACACUGGAUCCCUGUGGCCAGUAAAUUUCCAACUGUGGAACUCUUCGCCUUGUGGUGGAAGCCGAACAGACUGCAUUGGCGUUAACCAGCCCAAACCGGCAACCUCAUCACCUCGCCGAAGGAUACGAGCUGAAUCUGAACCGAAGAGGUUCUUCUGUGUCGUGGAGCUUUGUCUGUGGUGUACAAGCCCUGUGUGGUUAUGGAUCAGGUGGGGAAAAAAAAUAAUAAUCAGUGUUAUGUUAACAGACUGUCUUUUGGCACUUGGAUGAACUGGAUCGUGUUCCCAACUUACCUUAGCGACACCAUCACCACCCCUCCCUCACCCCCCACACUCUUCCCACCCCCCACCCCCACCCUUUUACCAGUGUUAACCAUUAACCCUGUGACAUGAGCGUCCUGUGACUUGAAUGAUGGAGGACAAGCCCUGUGUGUGUGUGUGUGUGUGUGUGUGUGUGUGUGUGUGUGUGUGUGUGUGUGUGUGUG
Messenger RNA from Perca flavescens (yellow perch), 3711 nucleotides. RefSeq names its product Rho GTPase activating protein 12b (gene arhgap12b). The record is from RefSeq and is a predicted model, not a curated record. Gene Ontology annotation, cellular component: cytoplasm. Gene Ontology annotation, molecular function: protein binding. Lineage: Eukaryota; Metazoa; Chordata; Actinopteri; Perciformes; Percidae. The transcript has 18 exons. Gene Ontology annotation, biological process: signal transduction; regulation of GTPase activity. Bases 279 to 2810 code for a protein of 843 amino acids.